This is a messenger RNA of Paramecium pentaurelia, 966 nucleotides long. The record is from the annotation of a GenBank genome assembly. NCBI's taxonomy places the organism in Eukaryota, Ciliophora, Oligohymenophorea, Peniculida, Parameciidae.
AUGCAGAAUGAUCUAAAUCUAUCUUUGAGUUCCGCACAAAAUAAAUAAACAAUAAUGGUCAUUGGAUUACAACAAGCUGGAAAGACUACACUUGUUUAGAAAUUUGCAGCUAUAAAUUAAAAGCUAUUUUAAGAAUCAAAGAUUUCAGAUUACGAUAUUGAAUUAAUAGAUACACCAUCAUAUGAUUCUUUCUUCACAUUAUUACCUUUUAGGGAUCCAAAAGUGACAGCAUAUAUCAUUAUAUUUUGUGAGUAAAAUACAGACAUUAUGAAAUCUAUCAAGUAAAUUAGAAAAAAGUUAUUUACAAUAAAUGGACAGCAUAAAAGGACUAUAAUACUUUUAAAUGAAUUUGCAUAUGAUAAUUAGUCUUCUGAAAUUUAAGAUGAAAUUAUGAAUAUAAAGUAAUGGUGUAAACAAUAGGAUAUUGUAUUUUCCUAGUUAGAUGUAAGAAGAGCAUCAUCUAAAGAAAUAGGUAUAAUUAAUUCUUAUUAAGUCAAUAUAUUUGAAAGGAUGUAUAUGAAAAGAAUACGAACUACUUUGACAUAGAAAAUAUUUAUCAUUCUGUAAUCUGUAAUUGCAAUAUUUGUAUUUCUAUUUGCUCUUUGGUUGUCUAUUAAGGAUCCAUCUUUAAUUGUAUUAUAUAAUAAUUUUUGUUUUAGAUAAGUAAUACUUCAUUGGAGAUUUACUGCUUAGCAUUGCUAUGUUUAGGAAUUUCACAUAUUUUCAUUCCAUAUUUUUGUAUUAUAUCAAUAGUAUUUUUAGUGAAAACAGGAAUAAAGGAUUCAAAUACUUAAUGCAUUAAUAGAGUAAACAACAUUUAGUUAGUAAGUCCAAAAUUUUCAGUUGUUUAGUUACUGUUAUCUCAGUAAUAACCCUGAUUAUUGCCUCCAUGUUUUUCUAGUUGCUAUCCUGCCUAAUAAUGUCUAUACUUUUCACGCUUAAUUCAGUUCUUUGCUUAUUUUUUAC